AUGUCAAUUUCUGAUCCUGACACUUCUAAAGAGCUUCACAACGUCAAGUUCAUUUUGGAGGUUCUGAAAAUCUUUGAUUUUUGGUCCUUUGAGUGUAUUCUGGAUCGUCGAAAUUUGAUUCUGAAGCUUCUGAAGACGUUCUGACGUCGAACCUGAUUUUGAUGGUUAUUGAAAGGUCUGAAGCUUCCCUGAAAGACUCUGAAAAGUAGAGAACUCUUUCAGAAUCUUUGAAAGAGCGUUUCAAGAUCAAAAACUCACUUUGAAGCUUCUAAAAAACUUUCUACCGGGAAAAAUACUCUUAAAAGCUUCCUUUACUCUGAAUUUUUUGCAAAAAUCUCACUAAAGGUGUCACUUUUUAUUACGGUUCUUAGGAAGGAAAAAAAAUCAUUAAAUUAUUUGAAGUUCACUUAUGGUAAUACUUGAGAUGAAGCCCAAAAUAAAACCGCAAAGACAGAAUUUUUCAAAAUGUAUUCUGAUCUGUCUGCGCUCUCUUUCCUCUCACCGACAAAGACAUAGAAACAUGAAAAUAGCAUGUAAACAUGAGAGACUCGCCGAGAAAUCAGACUGUUUAGCGGCUAGAAUAUACUUUGGUGGAAAAAAAUCUUGUUUUUUUUUUCUAAUUUCUCACAAAAAUGUCACUUCGAAGCGGGGCAUGUCCAACAAAAACAGAGACAAGAGAGAAGCGCGCGCCAAGGCUCCGCCCCCUUCGAAAAAUUAUUUUUUUGCCGCCGUCGCGCUCCUUUCCUCCCAACAACGACCGUGGCAUUGACGUCUUCUUCUUCUUCUCCUCUUCUUUCUUUCUCUGUAUAUUUUUUCUGUUUCACCAGCGCCAUAAAGUUUCACCAGAAGCCAGGCUCCGCCCACCGGAAUUUCGCCGGCCACGCCCACUAAUUCAAUUUGACUGCACUGCCAGUGAACGGUUUUUUACCUGGCCCCUCGGCACUGUUUUACCAGUCAGUUUUCGGAAGUUUCGACCGCGGCGACGACGACGAGGACUUCUUCAUAUUCUGAAGCUUUUUUGACGUCGGAUUCUGAAGGAGACCUCAUUCUGAAGCUACUAGAAAGCUUGGCGACGUCAUAUUUUGAUUCUGAAGCUACUAAAAGGCUUAGUGACGUCAUAUUUGGAUUCUGAAGCAUCUGGAAGGCUCAGUGACGUCGUAUUUGUAUUCUGAAGCUGCUAGAAAGCUCAGUGACGUCAGAUUCUGAUUAUUAGGCAUCUGAAAGGCUCAUUGACGUCAUUUUUUGGAUUCUGAAGCAUCUGGAAGGCUUAGUGACGUCAUAUUCUGAUUCUGAAGCUGCUAGAAAGCUCAGUGACGUCAUACUUGGAUUCUGAGAGGUCUUGACGUCAAUUUUUGGAUUCUCAACGUCGACAUCCGAUUCUGAAGUUUCUUGACGUCAAUUUUUGAUUCGGAACCUUUUGGCACGACCUCCAACUACCUCUUCUACAUCCAGAAGACGUUAUUUUUGAGCUUCUGAAGCUUGGAAAAAGCCCCCGACGUCUUCGUCUUUUUAAUCCCCGACUGCUAUAUAGCCCUUCCGCCUGCCACUGUGUAUUAUGAAGCUGCUGCUACCUCCGCCGCUUUUACUUUUCAUACCAGGUACGCUGUUCGUUUUCUUUUCUCUUUUUUUUUACUACAUUCAUCCGUUUCUUGUUCACUUUUUGCAUUGUUUUCCCCCACGUUUCCUGAUUGUUUUCUUUUUUUUUUGAGUUGAUCCAGCUUCAAAGUGAGAAAGGUCAACCUUUUUUGUGAUUUCUGCCAAAAAUGGGGUUAGAAAUCUGAUUUUUAUGACUGAAAUAUUGAAAAAAAGGCUUAGAAGCAAGCAAAAUUACAGUUUUUCAGUACUUAUCUUUCUUUUUUGAUGGAAUUUUGCUAUGAAUUAUUUUUUUUUUUGAUGCUUGGCUAGCCUAUCGGCUCAUCUAUAAGAAACUCUCUUACAGUAUUUUAGAAAUAAAGGCAGAAAAAAUGAUUUUUUGAAUUUUUACACGAAGUUCAAUGAAAAAAAUACUCGGAAUGUUGUUUUAAAUAUGGAAAAUUGAAUGAAAACUCUGAUUUUUGAGCUCAUUUUUCAACCAUUUUUCUGUAGAAAAUUUGACCUUUUUGGUAACUUUUUAAAGGCGCAGAGCGGAGCCAAGAAAAUUCGUUCUGAGACCCAAUGUUGGAAUUUAUAUGCUCUUGUUCUUUCUAUUUCCUCUGAAGCCUUUGAGUACUAUUCUUUACUUUUUUUUUUUGCUUUUGUGAUAAUUUUGAAGACACAGGAUGGAACCAUUUAUAAAUCGUUUCAAGACCCAAUAUUCCAACCCAACUAGUUCAUCUUCACUCUCAACUUUUCUUGAACCUAUAUAAUUAAGUUUUUUCUUGGAAAAAAAAACUGAACUCUCGACUUUUUCCAGUUCAUACCUUGUCUUUAUUUGAGGAUCCUCGUCUUGAUUUAUUUAUUGAUUUAUUUAUUUAUUAAGUGUGAGAAGAGUUUUUUAAGGUUCGGUAGGGAAAAUAUAAAAAAAGGAGUAUAUUGGGAGGUUUUUGGAAUGACUUUUAUAUGUUGAAGUUGAAUAGAAAACGGUUAAAAAAAGAUAUUUCGAUCAAUUUAUUUUUACCAAUUUUAAAGGCGCAGGGCGGAGCCAAGGAUAUAAUCGUUUCGAGACCAUUUUUCCUCUCAAUUGGAUGAAUAUUUCAAUUUUCUAUUCGUCAUUUAAUCAAGAGUUUGCCAGAUUUUUUUUGGACUGUUUCAUUCGUUUUAAAGGCGCAGGGCGGAGCUUAGAUUUAGAUCUUUUCGAGACCCGAUAUUUUCAGUAUUUGCUACAGAUUGGAUUUUCUUAAGACAUAAUAUUGAUAUCCGUCCUCGAAAAAUUUUGGGAAAUUUUCAAAUUAGGGAUUUUGAGAAAAUUUUAAAGGCGCAGGGCGAAGCUUAGAAUUAGAUCCUUUCGAGACCCGAUAUUUUUCUGAUCUAGGCCGUGCCAAAAAUUAUCUUUUCUUGACCGUUAUUUGACUCGUUUUACUAGAAGGUCUAUCAAUGAUUUUCAUUGAACUUUCAAAAAAUUUAAAGGCGCAGAUCGUAGUUUGGAAUUGGAUCUUUCCGAGACCCAAUAUUCUUAUGAUUUUCGAUUCUCAGAUGUUUUUUUUGUCGUUUUUUUGUCAAAUUUUGGGCGGAUUUCUCUGAAACUUUCCAUGAGCGUUUUCCAUUUCUCAAAGUUCUCUUGUUUCGCUACGAUCGUAAAUAAUCCUUCCCCAUUGUUACCACUUUCUUUUGUCUUUUCUCCCAUUUCUUCUUUUUUUUUUCCUCAUCACGCUGACCCCUUGUCAUCAGUUGUUACAACACCAACAAAUGUACACCCAAAAACUUGAGAACUACACUUUUUUAAGGUUUUUUCUUACACUAUCAAGUGGUUUCGUCUUCUUCUCGGUAUUUUGAUAAGGAAAUGGGUUUUUCGAGAAUCGAAAGAUCGGUCUAGAAAAAAAAAAGCCAAAAAAAGAGGAAAAAUACUAGAAAAAGGAUAUUUUCCGAGGGAAAAGCUUGGAUUUUUGUACCUUUCUUUAUUGAAAAAAAAUAGUCGUAGUUCACUCAUAAAACGGUGCUUUGUAGUUUUUCGGGCCAAGACCAUUUUUUUAGGCGUCUCUAUGCGCCUUUAAACGACUCGAAAUUAGAAAGAAAUUUUUGUGCACAUAAAAUCGACAGAAACUUCCUUGAAAACACUUUUUUUCUGGACAAGAAUGACUAGGGCUCCAUCAUGGAAAGCUUUUUUUCUUUUCGUGUCGAGAACUUUUUGCCAAGCUCUUCCCUGCGCCUUUGAAUUUUUUUCAAAAUGGGUUUUUUUAAAAUUUUUUUCUUGUUCUUCUUGUUUUUAUUCUCGAAUUUAAGUAUAAUUUAGACCUUUCAAAGAUUUUUUUAAUUUGUUUUUGAAAGACAGUAGGAUCUUUAUAAUUUUUCGGAAUUUGAGAAUUUUCAUCGUUUUGAAACGAAAUUAAACUGAAAUUUGGUGAAAAAAAUUUUUUUUUUUCUCAGCUAUUUUAGUUUUCAAAGUUCGUUCCAAUGAACAUAAGAUUGCCUGGUCAAGUUUUACGAUUUUUCGAGCCAACAAAAAGUGAAAAAUCAAUGUUUAGCGGAUCAAAAAUGAACAAAAUCCCCAACUUCCCACGCCUUCGGAAGUCCAGGAACCUUUUAACCGCCAUUAUCUCAUCAUUAACCGACGAUUACGCAAUCAGGGGGGAAAAGCAUGUCUUCAUCAUCAUCCGUCUUUUUUCUUUUUCGGACAUCCCCCCUCAUUUAUCAUUGCCCUUAUCAGGGGGCGCCUUGAAUAUAUAUAUAUAUGUAUAUAUCGAUUGGAAUUGUUUGGAAAAGGAAAAUUAUAGAAAUGUGAACUUUCUUUUGAAAUUGUGAAGGAAAAAUCAUUAAUUUGAAGCUUUUAAACUUGAAAAUGGCUUCUCUUGCAUCUAUUUUUGAAAAAUAACGUUUUGGUCAUUUUUUGCGUUUAUCAUGUCCAUUUCGAAAGCUAGAAAAAUAACCUGUUUUUUUUAAUUUCCGUGGUCGCACUUGGAAUGGCUGAGAGGGUCGUGUUUUGACUGAAAAUGAUGCGAAAAAUGAGGAAAAAUGGGUUUUUUAAACCGAUUUUUAGUCCCAAACAGAUUAAUUAUGAACUUUAAAAGUGACGGAAGAGUUUUUAGAAAAUUUUGGACGCAUUUGGAAUGGCUCAGAGGGGCUCACAACGACACGAAAAAUGAGAAAAAUAAAGAAAAAUGAAUUUCUGCCUAAAAAUAGUUGAAAUUCAAUAUCUAAAACUGAUAAAAGUUGUUUUGGACAUCCUGGACGCAUUUGGAAUGGCUUACUGAGAAAAAAUUAGCAGAAAAAUUGACUGUAUUUGACAAUUCUCACCCAAAAUUUGACGGAAAAUUGUAUAAUUUGGAAUUUUUUCAAAGGGAUUUCGAAUUUAUCUGUUAAGGGGUCCCUUAAGGGAAUUCUAGCGAAUUUUUGGACCUUGAUCUUAAUUGUUAAGGGAUCACUUAAGGGGACUCUAUCGGUUUUUUUGGACCUCGAAUAUAACUGUUAAGUGAUCACUUAAGGGAAUUCUAGCGAUUUUUUUAAAAAGGUACUCUUUUUAAAGAAGUGUGUAAAAAUUUUUCAUUUUUUUAUCAAUUUUUUUGGACUUUUUUUCAUGUAAUCUUAUCCUUUGAGUCCAAUUUUUACGCUGAAAAAUGAGGAUUUUUCUGCAAAAUUCACUUUUUUCGAGAACUUUUGUCUGUUUUUAAUCAAAUUAAAAAUAUUCCUCGUCUAUUUUUAGGCAUUUUUCACUGCCCUUGAAGUUCUUCAACGCUAAUUUGAAGUUUCGGAACCAUUAAUCAAUUUAAAAAAAUCAAAAAAAUAGUGGUCAAAAAAAGAGUUUUUUUACAGUUUGAUGUCAUUUUUUACAAAAAAACAUGAAAACCAAGCUUUUUCCUUUCGUUUUUUUCCGACCAAAAAGGCCCUCCGUUUUGAUUGGAUUAAAUUUUUUUGACAAGUUUUUUUCUUUCCCUCGCUUUUCCUUCUUCGGUAGAAAUGUUGACGACCUUGUUCUUUCGUGAUUGUUUUGAUGAGUUUUUGACAAUGGGGACUUUUUUUGGAAAGUUUUUUUGACAUUUAUAAGUAGUGAUUAUGAAAAAAAUCAUUUUUUUCACGAUUUUUAAAAUUUUUUUUCACAGAGAAAAUUGAUGAACUAAUGAGAUAAUCACCCUUUAAAAAAAUUGAAUAAAUAAAAUAUUUAGUACCUUUUUUAAGAGAGAGGCUUUUUUUCAUGAUUUUAUUACCUUUUUUUCAGAGACUCAGAAGCCUGGAAAAAGCUCUAAAAAAAAUUUUUCGUCUCGAGACCUUUUUUUGAAAUUUACCCAUGCGCCUUUAAAAAUCCCUAAUUUUUUUGGUUUUUUUAGCUUUUUUUAAAUCGGUUUUUUUGAUUUCUUUCUUAUUUAUGUUUAUGGUAAGAGCUAUAAUAGUAGAAAAUAACCGAAAUCAAUAAUUUUUUUAACUUUUUUUCGCUUGAUUUUUCUAUAUAGUAAGGCCGAAAAAUAUUGACAAAAGGAUCCCUUUUUCCAAAUUUUUUUAGUACAUUUUUCUCAUUUUUUUCUUGUCUUAAUUCACAUUUUUAGGCCGAAAAAAAAUUAGCCUCAAAAAAAUUUCAUUUUUUUGCAUUUUUUUCAUUUUUCCUGGUAUCUAUUAACAUGGCUAGGAGAUGAAAAAAAUCGUUCAAUCUCUCAAAAAUAACUUUUUUUCAACUUUUUAGUUUAUUUUCACUACUUUCCUUGUACUCAUUUACAUGGUAAGGAGGCGAACAGUCGGUCAAUCCCCCAAAAUAAUUUUUUUAACUUUACGAUAUUUUUUUACUACUUUUUCUUGUACUUAUUUACAUGGUAAGACGGCGAAAAAUUGGGCCUAGAAAUCGUUCGAUGGCUUGUCGACGGGAAAACUCUAUAAAACGGCUAUUUAGGCGUUUUUUUCUUCCGCCGACGCGCAACGCCAGCGUCUUUUUUCUUCGCGUUUUGCGUGUGUUGAGAGGGACGCCGAUGCGCUUUUCCGAUCAAUUGCCGUGAUUUUGAGGCGCGACGCAACAAUUUUUCAAAAAAGGGAUCGAUUUUAAUUGGGGAGAUAAUGGGGCAAAAGCUGGGUUUUUGGCUCAAAAAUGGUUGAUAUGAGGCUUUUUUGGACUUUGAUUGUGUGCUCUAUUGAUAAUAUUCCUUCAAUUUUAUUCUUUUUUUGGAGGUUCGAAUGAUUUUUCUAAGAAUUGAUACACUGAAAAAAAGAGAAAGAAAUAACAAAAUUCUUGAUAAGGCUUUUUUUAAACUUCAUUUAUAUGCUCUAUUGAUAAUAUUUUUUUCGUAUUGGUUCUUUUUUUGCUUUUUUUGAAAGGCUAGCGUGAUUCUUCAAGAAAGAAUGAACUGAAAAUCAAAAAAAUUGACAAAAUUCCUGGUUUUGAGCUCAUAAAUCGAUGAUAAUUGGCUUUUUUUGAGCAACACAUUUGUGCUCCAUUGAUAAUAAUCUCAAAAUUAACUCUUUUUUUGCUUUUUUUGAGAGGCUAGCGUGAUUUUUCAAAGUAGGAAUGAACUGAAAUUGAAAAAAAAAAUGGCAAAAUUCUUAGUCUUGAGCUCAAAAAAUCGUCGGUAGGCUCUUUUGGGCUUCGUUUAUGUGCUCUAUUGAUAAUAACCUUUUGAAUCGGCUCUUUUUUUAGAAGGUUUGUAUGAUUUUUCAAUGAGAGAUUGAUUAAAUUCGAAAAAGGAUCGGGAAAAAGCUGAGUUUUGAGCUCAAAAAUUGUUGAUGUGAGGCUUUUUUGAACUUUGUUUAUGUGCUCUAUCGAUAAUAUUAUUGGAACGGCUCUUUUUUGGGAGGUUCGUAUGAUUUCUAAGAAAUAUAAUGAUCAAUAUUGAAGAAUAGUCGGUGAAAACCUGACUUUUAGCUCAAAAAACGAGGAUAGUAGGCUUUUUUGAGUUCAACUUGUGCGCUCUAUUGAUAAUAUUUCUUCAAGUCAGCUCUUUUUCAUCUUUUUUCUAGACGGUAACAUGAUCUUUUAAAAAAGACCAACUGAUUUUGAAAUUGAGAAAAGGCUAGUUUUUCAGCUCAAAAAUUCGUUUAUAUGGCUUUUUUGACAUGUGUUUAUGCGCCCUAUUGAUAAUAUAACUGUAAUGUCGAUUUUACGAAUCCUUAAGUAUUUUUUUUCAACAAUUUGAGUCUCUAUUUCUGUUGAUUAAAGUUUUAAUUUCAAUAAUGGACCUCGAUUUUUUGAUUUUUUUUUUUCAAUGGGAAAAACUUAUCGUAACGGAAAUCAGAAAGUAUUAUUUUUUUGUAUUCCAAGCUUAUUUGGAUCUUUAUCUAAAUUUCGUUUACUCCAUUUAUUUUGAAUAACUUUUUUUCGAACCCAACGAGAAACCUGACCAUUUUCCCAUGAAAAUCUCGUUCUCCUCAACUUUUUCCUCCUUUUCUUGAGGCUUCCAUCGAAAUUGAGUUAUUCCUCGGGUGGAAAAUUCAAGUUUCUUGUCAUUAAUUUGCCUUUUGAGACUAGAAAGUAUCGAAGAAGAAGAAGAAGAACUUUUUCCCCCCGGUAUUUAACCUUGAGUCGAGUAUCACUUUAUCACCAAAUUCUCUGCUUUUCCGACCUUGGGCCACAUUUUUCCGCCGUUUCCAAGCUGAAAGUUUUAAGAAGAAAGAAAAAAUUGAUAUAAAAGCUCAAAAAUUAUUCAAAAAAUGCAGAAUUUAGAGGAAAUAUUUUUGGCUUUAUUGCUUUUUUUCAAGCGUAAACCUACAAAUAAAGCGAUGGAAAGUUUUUUUGGACAUUUUUUUCAAAUUUCUUUAAGAAAAAGAACAUGUAGAGCUUGAAAAAAAUCGUAGUUCUUGCCUCAUUUUUUUCCGAUUUUUUUAUCGUUUUUUAAGCUCAAAUUUGUAAAUUUAUGUAAGGUUAACAGCAAAAAAAUUCGUGUUUUUUUGUAAGUUUUUAGCCAAAAAUUUCCUUAUUUUUCUUUCGUUUUUACUCGAAUUUUUCGAAUUUUUUUCAGGGUUAAAAAGCAAAAAAAUUCGUGUUUUUUUGUGAUUCACCUACUGAAACUUUGAUCAAUCUCAAGGAAAAAAAUCAUGUUUUACCCUGUUUUUUUCAAACUAUCAAUUUUGAUAAAACAAAAAAAGCUCGGAAAAAAAUACUCGUUUUUGUUUUUUUCUUCAUGCUCAAGGCUGAAUAUUUUUCCACUUUUUUCCUUUUUAUUCUCUAAAAUUUCAUUUCUCUUAUUGAAUUUUUCUAAGAAAAAGCUUGAAAAAAAGUAGUUUUUUUGCCCAAUUUUUUUGACACUUUUCAUCGUUUUCAAGCUGAAUAUUUCAAGUUUAACGUCAAAAAUCCGUCUACUUUUUUUCUAGCUAAAAUUUUGAUCAAUCUCAAAAAAAAACAUAUUUUUGAAGCUAGAAUCUUUGCGAAAAUCCAAAAAAUUCCUCGGAUUCGGAAGAUAAAAGCCAUCGCCAAAACGACGUGUUAAUCAUUGAACGCUUGUUUUUGUUGCCGCCCGAUUUUAUUGAUUAUGUCCAGAAGAGGCCGAUAAGAGGUGUUAUGUUAUCACAAUUAACGUCAGCUUCUGCGCGCGGGGGGCUAAUUUGAUCUAUUUUAAUUAUUGUGAUUUUUUUCGAAUUUUUAAAAAAAUUUCGUUGGGAACAUAAUGAAGAUUAAAAACAGCCGUGAAUAUCUGGAUACUGAAAAAUGGAUUUCUUCAAACUUUUCCUUUACGGGUUUUUUAAAAUUAGGUUUUCGUGCCUUUUCAGACUCAAGUUUAGUCUAAAGAAAAGCUUUGAAUAAAAUUCAGAAAUGAUUUUUUCGAUCAGCUUUGGUUUUUUGUACGCUAUAUAGUCUAUAUACUUGCUUCAAAAAUGAUUUCAAGCUUGAUUUUCGAAAAAAAGACGUUUAUUUUUCUCCUUACAAACCUUUUUUUAUAAUCAGUUUCACGAUGACUUUUGAGGAAUUAUCAAUUUUUAAAGCUUUUUUCAAACCUUUUUCGUAAUUUUCCAUACAAAAAUGAGCUAUCAGGGGGUCAUUUAUUUAAUCAAAAUUCAACUUGAAGCUUUUCUGGUGUACCUAGUCAUGAUAAUGAAAAAAUCAACCUGUAAAAAAAAGCCCAGUUUUUUUUUUCAAAGUUACCGGAAAUCACAAACAUCAAGAUUUGGAAACUUUGAACCUUAUUCAUUCAAAGAUUGCUAAUUUUUGCGAACUAAGAGCGUUCCGAUUUUUGUUUAAUGGAUUUUUUCUUCGAAUUUUAAAUUUACUUACUGUUUUCCUUCAAUUUUUCUAUUGUCCUGUGACGUAAAAUGCUGUGGGAAAAAUUGGCUUUUCCCUUUUUUUCGGCCAAUGAUGUGUAAUGCCCGUCAUAUCACGUGAUUGCAUUAAAUCGUCUGUUGGAAUCAUUUUUUGAUUUUUUGGAGAAAUUAAGAAAAUAAAAGUAUAUAUUCAGAUGAAUAUCCUUCAAAAGAAAAAAAUCGCAUUUUUUUAAAAAAAUUUCUAUUGUAGAAAAAUUUCGGAAGUAGUCGAUAUUUCUGACCAAUUUGAGGGUCUUAUAAUAUUUUUUUAUAAAAGAAAUAUUUCAAAAAGACUCCUAUGCAUAGAAAAUAUUCUGAAAAUCUUGAAAAAUUAUUUUUUUCACGGCGAAGUUGUGCAAUCUGGCGUCGGAGUGAGCUUUUCGAAAUCUUUCGAAAAAUGCUUUUUCUUCUUUCUUUUUGAUAUAUAUUCUAUGUUCCAAUUCGAGAUAUUGAUGCUUAUCAUUAUUUUUCCGAAUGGAUAAAAGAAAAUUCAUAAAAUCCUAAAAGCCUGAAAUAUUCAUUUUUUUGUUGAAUUUCCAUCGGUUUUUCACAUUUUUUCUUCUUUUCAUGUGUUGUACUUCAAUUUUUGAAUAGUUUUAUCCAAUUUUAAAAUUUUUUGUUACAGGAAUCUUGGCCCAGACGCUAUCACCGCCAAUUACGGACCGGUUUAAAUGUUUGACCAACGGUUGUUGCGACCAACACGAAUGGUGCCGAUUUUGGGCCUCGAUCGGAGAAUGCAAUGUUCGUUUUUCAUUAAUAUUUGAGGAAAAUAUAUGAUUUAGGAUGUUUUGUAAGGUUUCCUUAAGAAAAAUGGUUAGUUUGCUGCAGGUUUUAUACGAAAAUAUAACGGAAAGUCAGGGAUUUUAGAUUUUUCAUCGAUUUUUAAGCUUGAUCGGAUGAUUCAAUGAUAGUUUUUUUGGCUAAAAAAAUCAAGGAAAUUGUUGAUAUUUUGUUAUUUUUGUAAGGUUUUCCUACGAAAAAGGCAAGUUUGUCGCAAGAUUAAUACAAAAAUUGAGUGAAAAAUGAGGAAGUUUUCAAUUUUUUUCGAUUCCGCUCAUUUUUCAUCCAUUUUUGGGCAGUGGAACUCCAAAUUUUUUUCACAUUUUUUUAAAAAAAUGUUAAUUUUUGUACGUUGAGAUGGCCUUUUUGUGUUGAAUUCAAUAGGAAAAUAAUGAAAAAAAUCAAGGUUUUUUUGGUUUUUUUCUCAUUAGGUUAGUAUUUCUAGUUAGUAAACUUUGAAAACUCUAAUUUUUUUGUUUCAAAACUGAUUAAUUUUUAAAGUUUUUUUACAAUAUAAAUGGCUGGUGAAAGGUGCGUUUUUCGAAAUUUAUAUAGUGAGAAUGUUAAAGUUUGAUUGAUAGUUGUGAUUUUUGACCUGAAAGAUGAAUUUUGAUCGUUUCGCAUCACAAAUUUCAUAAUUUGAAGGUUUUUUGCGUUCAAAUCCAUCAGUAUUAAGUCAAUUUUCGUGAAAGAUUGAUUUUUCAAAGCCAAGUUCAAUAGAAAAAGCUCCAUUUUAAGAAAUUAUUUGUUCAAAAAAAAAGAUUUUUCCUAAGGCUUUUUUUCAAUUUUUGCUUUUUGAAGUUUAUGAUCUUUUCAUUGAUUUAACCUGUAUCUCUCCGUAGAAAAAAAAUGUUUUUUUCGGAGUUUUUUUAAGGAGGAAAUAAAAGCCAUUCAGAAGGGUUUUUGCAUGUUUAAAAAUUGGGAUCGCUUGGAAAAAUCGGAUUUUCUGAAGUUUUGGGCAUUUUUCGAAGUUUUUCUUUAUUAUUUUUUUUUUCUACAUGUUCUUUUUGGAUAAAAUAAUGGUCUACAAAGUAAUUUUUCCAGGCCAACCACGACUGGAUGACGGAAAAAUUGUCAAUUGGCUUGUGGAAGUUGUACGGCGCCGCCUGCUUCUCCACUCCCGACACAAGGUACUUUCUUGAUUUAUGGAAGUUUUAGGGGUUUUGAACAAGUUUUUGAUUAGCGAAUAUUCUCUUUCUUAAAAAAUUUUUUGGCGGGGGGACUUUUUUUGAACUUUUUUUUGGGGGGUACUUGGAUAAAUGAGGUUUUAGGUCCCAAAAUAAAUAAUUUUUGGGUAGGAAUGGAUUUUUUGAGGUUUCAUUAAUUUUUUUCAGAAAAAGGUAUAGCUUUAAUCUCAAAAAAACAAGGUUUUUCCUAAUUUUUUUUUUCCGUGUUUUCAGCAGAUUUUUGAGUUUUCUAGUGUAGGAAUUCUUAAAAACACGGAUUUUCUGUAUCUCAGUCCGAUUUUUGCUAAAAUUAUCCAUUUUCAAGCAAUUUCGGACUGUUCGCACUUUAAAAAUCCACUUUUUUCGGUCCUAGUUAUAGCCUCAAAAAUCAAAGACCAACCAAUUUUGACCAUCAGAAAAAAAACGUUUCUUCGAGUUCUAAUUGGUCAGAGAGUCUCUUUUUUCAGAGGGAUUAAAAAGUUGAGGGAAAACUGGUUUGAAGGUACCCGAGAACAUGUGUUGGGAUGGCCGAAAAUGGACUGGCUAGAAUAUUUUUUUUUUGGGUUUGAAGUUUCAAAUUUUCUGAGGGACACGGGGAGCUUAAAGUUAUUUUUUAUGAUUUUUACAGUUCUCAAAUUGAAAAAAUGUUCCUAAUGAUAAGUUAUGGUGCUAAAAGGGAAGUUAAAAUAUUAAUUUUUGGAUCCGUAGUGCUACCGCAACGCUUCAAAAGCCAUUCUAAUAGAUUUUUCAGUUUUUUAGGCCAUCAAAUAUUUCUUAGUUUGCAGUUUCAACCUUGAAAUUUGAGUUUGAGCAAUUCUUAUCUUGAUUUUUGAACCGAAUAAUUAAUUUUUUUAAAGCUUCAAAAUGUUAAAAUAUAUGGUUUUUGAUGGAUUAUGGUGCAAAAAAUGAAAAAACUUCAAAGUUUAAUUUUUUUUUUCACUGUCUCAUAGCUACCGCGACGCUUCGAAAGUCGUUUAGAAAGAUUUUUCAAUUUUUCCCAAAAAUUAUUGUCGCAUUUGGAAUGGCUCAAAGUGUGGAAAGGUGCGCAUCCGACCUUGAAACGACUUGCGCCAAGAAAAAGGCAUACGAGAGCAAAUUCAUAGAGGACUAGACACACCUUAAAAAAAUAUUUUUUUAUAAAUUAUAACAAUUGAACUUCAAUUUUUCGCGCCGAGAACCAUUCCAAACGCGACCAAUUAACUUCAAAUUGAUGCGGUUCAAGGAAGUUGAUCAUUUUCGCAAACUGAAAGCAAUUUACUUCCGUUUCCAGUGUGAAACGUCAAUGAGAACUGUUGAAAAUUGUUAAACUGACAGGAAAAAGAAAAGGGCACGGUUCCACAGAUAAACCCGCUUUUCACCCGGCUUAAAUUGGAGUUUUUACGGCUGGAAGGUUAUUUUCUUCCAAUUGACACAGACACUUUUCUGUUGGUUUAAUUGGGAUAGUUUUUUCUUGGAGAUUUAGGGGUUUUUCUUAGGGGGGUACAUAAAAUAAGGAAAUUUGGAAGGAAAGAAGUUGAUUUUGGCAUUGGAGCGUAAAUGUGGUCUAUGAAAAGACCGUUUGCUUUUACUCACGAAUUUUUUUGGAUUCUGCUCUUUUUUGAGCUACAUAUUGUCGUAGAAACUUUGAAAAAACUCGAAAAUUUGGAAAAGGCCUAGAAAACUUCAAAAAUGAACCCUGAAAGCUAGAAAAUCUUGUUAAGGCCUAGAGAGCUCCAAAAAAAAAUAUUGAAGGUCUUGAAAAUCUUAGGAAGCUCAAAUAAGACUUUGAAAGCUUAACAAGCUAGAAGACUCUUCAAAAAUUUCUCAGUAAGAUCGAAAAAAUCUCAAAAAUGCUAAAAAGUUUCAAAAAAUGAACAAUGAAAGCCAAGAAAGCCUUGUAAGGACUUUGAAAGUUAUCCGAAAAAAUUUCAAAAGUGCUGAAAAUUCCAAAAAUGAUACCUAGAAGCCAAGAAAGCCUUGUAAGGGUCUUGGAAGAUCUAAAAAAAAAAGCUUUGGAAGUCCUGAAAAGCCUGGGAAGCUCAAAAAAGGGCUUUGAACGAUUUACAAGCUAAGAAAAUUUUGCGAAAGGCCAAAAAAAAUCUCAGACGGGCUAGAAAAGCUUAGAAACCUUCUGAAGGAGGUCAAAAACGAAAAUUCCCGAGGAAAACGCCUAAAAUGUUUCAAAAUCGUGUCCUGAAAAGCCUCAAAUUUUCAAAAAAAUGCUCUGAAGGUCCUAAAUAGCCUAGGAAGCUCAAGGAUACUUCAAAAACUAGAAAAUUGGUCAGAAAUACCCAAAAGCUUCAAAAAGGGCCAGAAAAUGUCUCCAGCGAGUUCUAGAGGUCAAAAAAUUGCCCCGAAAAAGACUAGAAAGUCCCAAAAAAGUUUGAAAUCCCUAUAACCUCUUGCAUAGCCUAAAAUAACCUAGAAAGCUUCAAAAAGGUCUCAAAAUCCCAAAAAAAAAAAAGAAUCUCAAGACUUCAUAAUAUUCCUCCAAUUCCGAAUCAAAAAGACAUCUUCAAGUUCAAAAAAGCAGCGAUCGACAGGAAAAAAUAUAUGGAGUGUGCGAUCAAGUGGCCGCCGCUCUUUUUUGGCCCCUUUUCGGAAAUUUUCGAGUUUUCCUUCUGUCGUUUUUUCUUUCUUCCGAAGUCAUUUCGAAUCUUUAUGGAAAUAAAGGGACGAUGAAAUGAUUUUCAACAUAAAUUUGAGAAAAAUUGAUAUAAAAAUGGAUUUUUGAGGCUUCUUAGUUGCUUUUUUCGAAAUGAAACUUUAUUAUUUUUUUUUCAAGCUUGAUAGAUUUUUUAGUGACUUGAAUGGUCAUUUAGGCCACUAAGAGGGAUGAAUUUAAAUUUUCUGGUUUCCCGCCAAGCCGCAACGCGACCGCGACGCGUCAAGCCAUUCCAAAUGCGGUCAAUUUUUGGCGAAAUGAUCUUCAAAUUUGUUAGUAGUAAAGGACGACAAUUUUUAAAUUUUUUUUGAAUUUUUUUCCAACUGAUGAAAGCCGCAUUUGGAAUGGAUCAAAUCGAAAAUCUGCAUCCGACUUCAAAACGACUUACGCAGAAAUAUGCUAAAAAGCAAGCCAGAAAUUUCCGUUCUCCUUCGCGCAACGCAACCGCGACGCGUCUUGAACCAUUCCAAAUGCGUCCCGACAAAAAAAUUAAAACAAUGUUGAUUGCUCCACCUUUUGUGAUGCAUUUGAAGUGAUUAUUUGGGGGCAAAAACAACCAAAAAACUCUAUUUUUCUUCUUUCCUAUGAAGAUGGAACAGAGAAACCGCCCCGUGUGUUCUCAAGUGUAGGCAGAGGUUUCUUUCAAGUUUUGUUGUCAGUCGAAUCGUCGUAAAUAAUAAGUUUUCUCGGUUUGUUGUUAUGGAGAAGAAUAUUAAUGAUCGAGAGGGGUUUCCGGUGAGGAAAUUGGGAUUUUUUGAAUUUUUUCAAGGGUUUUUUUUUGAAGACUAAUAGUGAUUUGAAGAGGGAGAAAAGUAGGUUUUUUGAAAUUAUAUUUUUUUAGGGUUUUGUCGAAGGUCAGAACUUUCCGGUCAGAAAAAUAUAUUUUUUGGAGUUGAGGCUCAACUUUUUCUAAGGCUUUUUUGAAGACUUAAUGUGGUUUAGAGCGGUUUUCCGAUUUAAAAAGAAGUUUUCUCUGGAAAUAAAGCCCAAUUUUUUGAUUUUCCAACACAAUUUGUGAAAUUGACUUGAAAAUAAAUGAAAGAAAGCUGUCUAGAAUUGGAUUUUGAAAGGUUUCCAGCUUUUUUGUGGGAUAAAAUGUGUGAAUUUUUGAAAAAAAAAUUGAGGUUUUUUGGACCUUGAAGCUCAUUCACCCGGUUUAUUGAGGCUAGAAUAGAAUUUUGAAUGGUUAUCAGCUUUUUCUUUGAUGAAAAUUCAAAGAUUUUUGAAAUAAAUUGACUUUUUUAUUAUGUGAAGCUCAAUUUUUUAACUUUCCAAUACGAUUUGUUGCAUUAAAUUGAAUAGAAAUGAAAGAAAAUGAAAAUUUAUACUGUCUAGAAUAUUAUUUUGAAAAGUUAUCAGCUUUUUUGUGGCAAAAUGUGUGAAUUUCUGGAUCCAAUGGGCUUUUUUUCAGUGUUGAAGCUCUUUUUUUCACCCAGUUUUUAACAGUUUUUUUUUCAUAAAUGCCAAGAAAAUGGGAAAAAUGAAAGUUUAAUAGACUAAAAAUAGGUUUUUUGAAUGGCUAUAAGCUUUUUUUGUUUGAUGAAAAUUUGUUGAUUUUUUUGAAUAAAAAGUGGAAUUUUUUUGGUGUUUAAGCUCAUUUUCUUCCCUUUUUUUAGUCUUCAGAGCUACUAGGAAAAUAAAAAAAGUUGAAAUUCGGUUGAGAUUUUUUUGAUAAAAUUAGAAAUUUUUCCAGUUUUUUUAUGAGGGUUUCUAAGCUAUUUUAGAGUUUUUGGGGCUUUUUUCGAAUUUUUGAAGUUUUUCAAUACUUUCAUGGCUGAGCUUUUCAAUUUUUUUUGUAUCUUGAUUUUUUUUUUUUCAACUUUUCCACGCUUUUUAAGAGGUUUCCAAGCUUCCUGAAGUUCUUUUUUGGGUGAAAAAUUUUUUUUCCUACACUAACUUCACGAAUGAAUCCAAGAAAAAGAAAUAUUACCAAGUUUGACGAGCGAAUUAUUGUGUGAUGGUUGUGAAACCAACACAAGAAGAAGAAGAAAAACUGGUUUCUACGAUCCGAUUUGUUGGGAUUUGUUGGGAUUUAUUGGCGGAAAUGACAGGAGAAUUGUAUUCCUAGAAGAUUCUUAGGACAAUAAAGAGAAAAAAAAAGGGAAAUUUUCCUCCUUUCAACCUUGAAAAAAGCCCUUGUGUGACCUUUGGACUGUUUCCCGUUCUUUCAAGAGGUUUCUUUGAAGCUUCUCCUCGGGGGCUUUCGAAAUGUUACAAGUAUCUUUAUAUGAAAGUUCAAGUUCGACGCCUUUUUUUGAGGGUUCCUUGUGGAAGGUUGAAUGGGAAAAAUGGUUCAAGGAAACGAUUUUUCGAACUUUUGAGGGACUUUUUUUUUGAGAAUGAAACUUGAAACUACGGCAACGUCUUCAUAUGGAAAAAUUUGAACAAAAUGGGAAAACUUUAAUUUUUUUCUGCAAUUUUUUCGACCAGCGUUCAAAUUUCUGAGACGAGCUAGGAAAAUUUAUAGUGACCUCUUUAGGGUUUUUCGACAUUUUAGUGGCCACUAUAGUGGUGCAAUUAGUGGCUAAAUGUUAUUGGUCUCCUUAGAAGUCAAGUGGUUCUACUGGACCAUUGAAAACUACUAUGGUGGUCACUAAUGCUUCCAUUAAGGUUUUCUUAGUGGCCCCUUUAGUGUCCUCUCCAAGUAGUCCUUGAGGAGCCUCUUAAGUAACCACUGGAGAUUUUCCCAGUAGGCUGUACCGAAUUUUGGCUAGAAUCUCAACUUUUUCCCUCAAAAGGCUUUUUUGAGGUGCAACCGACUCGAAACGACUUGCGCGCUAAGGCAUUUGUUUGAUUGUCAAAUCCGUUUCGACCGCGACCUUUUAGACAUUCCAAAUGCGACCACAGGGUUUUAAACCAUAUUAUUUUGAAAGUGGAGAAUUUAUAAUAUUUUUCUCGAUCUUUACUACACUCUGAUACUAAUCAGGAGAAAAAUAAGGCAUUGAAAUUUGAGACUCUAAAAAAAAUUAAUUAAAAAAAUUGGACUUCACUGAAUUUAGACUAGAAUCUUAAUUUUUUUCACUCAGAAGGCUUGCCGUGGUAGUAUCUAGAGCCGCAUUUUCGAGGUGCAGCCGACCUGAAACGACUUGCGCGCGCUGGAAUUUUUGUUGUGUUUAAAAUCGACUGUAGCGACGGUUUUAGCCAUUCCAAAUGCGACCACAGGGUUUCAAACCAUAUUAUUUUGAAAUUGAAAAAUUAUUUCUCGAUCUUUACUACACAUUAUAAUAUUUCUCGAUCUUUGCUACACUCUGAUCUUAAACAGGAAGGAAAAAUUAGCCCUUGAAAUUUGAGACUUUAUAAAGUUCAGUAGAUAUCGGACUUUCUGAGAACUGGAAAAAUUCGAUCAGUCAGCUGAAGAUUUUAAGAUUUUUUCGUUGAUUCCCAAAAAAUUCGAUUAAUUGAACUCGGGUUCAAUUCAAAAAGGCGUUUGAAAACGCCUAAAUAAACUGGAAAGUGGCCUCUUGGAACUGCAGAAAAGGCGAUUUUAUGAGGCAUGCCGUCGUUUUCCCACAACAACCAUGCGUAAACGUGUAUCAUGUUUUGUCUCGGAACGAACGGAAGCCGAAAUUGCAAAAAUCCACUUUCCCCUCUUACAAGCUUCUUUCGAAGAAAUGUUGCAAUUUGUUUUUUUGGUUGGAGAAGGGAUCGAAAAAAUGACCGCUCCUUCUCAUAAUUUUCUCGUCUGUGCGAGAGAUCAGGUUUACUUGAAGAGACGCCAGAGAAGCUAGAGUUUCUCUUUCUCUGGCGUCUCUACUAUGAAUUCUGCUACCUCAAUCAUUUUCCUUAUAUAGUAGAGUUCUCAAAACCGAACGUUCAAAAAAUGACCGUUUGAAAAAAAUGAACUUUUUCAUUUUUCGAUAGUUUAGGAUAUAUCAUUUUUCAAACGUUCAACCAAAAAGUUCGAAAAAUCGUUUUUCUUAUAAUAAUGAACGUUUGCUUUUUCACAUAAAAAAACGGACGUUCGUUUUUUUGAACGAACUGUUUUGAAAUGGAAAAAUGAACGUUCACUUUUUGAACGAACUUUUCACGAGCGAAAAAAAUGAACGUUCAUUUUUUUAAACGAACUUUUUGAAAUGAAAAAAAUGAACGUUCAUUUUUUUGAACGAACUUUUUGGAAAAUGAAAAAUGAACGUUCAUUUUUUUGAACGAACUUUUUGAAAAUGAAAAAAAUGAACGUUCAUUUUUUUGAACGAACUUUUUGAAAAAUGAAAAAUGAACGUUCAUUUUUUUGAACGAACUUUUUGAAAAUGAAAAAAAUGAACGUUCAUUUUUUUGAACGAACUUUUUGAAAAUGAAAAAAAUGAACGUUCAUUUUUUUAAACGAACUUUUUUGGAAAUGAAAAAAAUGAACGUUCAUUUUUUUAAACGAACUUUUUGGAAAUGAAAAAAAUGAACGUUCAUUUUUUUGAACGAACUUUUUGGAAAUGAAAAAAAUGAACGUUCAUUUUUUUGAACGAACUUUUUGAAAAUGAAAAAAAUGAACGUUCAUUUUUUUGAACGAACUUUUUGAAAAAUGAAAAAUGAACGUUCAUUUUUUUGAACGAACUUUUUGAAAAUGAAAAAAAUGAACGUUCAUUUUUUUGAACGAACUUUUUGAAAAUGAAAAAAAUGAACGUUCAUUUUUUUAAACGAACUUUUUGAAAAUGAAAAAAAUGAACGUUCAUUUUUUUGAACGAACUUUUUGGAAAAUGAAAAAAAUGAACGUUCAUUUUUUUGAACGAACUUUUUGAAAAAUGAAAAAAAUGAACGUUCAUUUUUUUGAACGAACUUUUUUUACGAACGGAAAAAUGAACGUUCAUUUUGGUUGAACGUUCAAAAGCAAACUUGAACCAAAAAGUUUGGUUUCAACAUUUGUUCGAAAAUGUUUGGUCGAACGUUCGUUCGAACGUUUGGUUUUGAGAACUCUAUUAUAUAGCUCAAAGCGCAAAACAUUCUGACUUCUCUGUGCUCUCUCUUUUCUACGUAGUGUUUUCAAGUUUCUAUGACUUUUCGGGAGUGGGAAAGAAAGCGCAGACAGGCCAGGCUUCUCCAAGAGAGAUCACGGUCGGCUUGAAGAGACACCAGAGAAGCUAGAGUUUCUCUUUCUCUGGCGUCUCUUAUGUGAGCAUGCUGUUUCUCAUGUAGGAUUGUUAUCAGAAAUAUUUAGCUCAUAACCUGAAAAGUCUGACUUCUCUGUGCUCACCAGUGUUUAUGUGCUUUCUCAAAAACUCUCUGACCUACCGGUGAGGGAAAAGAGGGAACAGACAGGUCAGACUCUUUCCAAGCAAAGAAUGGGAUAUAACUUGAAAGGCAGUUUAAUUUUGUCAAGGAGCAAGUCAGAGAGAUCACGGUCGACUUGAAGAGACGCCAGAGAAGCUAGAGUUUCUUUUUCUCUGACGUCUCUCCUGUGAAGUGUGCUAUUUCACACGCAGGACCGAAGUAUUGAGCUCACAACUUGAAAAUUCUGGCUUCUCUGUUCUCUCUCGUGUUUAUGUGCUUUCUCAAAACUUAUAUGACCUACCGAUGAGAGAAAAGAGGGCACAGACAUGCCAGAAAAUUGGAUAUAGCUUGAGAAAAUUUUCAUGAACCGAGUCAGAGAGGUCACGGUCGGCUUGAAGAGACGCCAGAAAAGCUAGAGUUUCUCUUUCUCUGGUGUCUCUUAUGUGAGUAUGCUGUUUCACAUGUAGGAUUGUUAUGAGAAAUAUUUAGCUCAUAACUUGAAAAGUCUGACUUCUCUGUGCUCUCUCGUGUUUACAUGCUUUCUAAAAAUUUCUAUGGUUUUUCUGGUGAGAGAGAAGAGGGCACAGACAGGCCAGAAAAAUUGGAUAUAGCUCGAGAAAAUUUUCAUGAAACUAGUCAGAGAGAUCACGGUCGGCUUGAAGAGACGCCAGUGAAGAUAUAUUCUCUCUUUCUCUGACGUCUCUUCAAGAAAAGUCGCCCUCUCAACAUGACCAAACAGCUUAAACGAGAGAACGAGAACAAAUAAUUGAAAUAGUAAUCUUUCAGCGACUCCGCCCACUCCAACCAUUGCUCAUAUUACAACAGCAACGUCGACGCAAGCUACGACUUUGCCUGGAUCGACGGCGGCUCCAGUCACGGCUCCGGCCUCGACUCUUGCUCCGCGAGCCCGAGCCGACAUCAAGCCGGUGACGUCAUGCGAGCAAGUCGUCCCCUUCAUCAACCAGGCUGCUGAGGUGUGGAAAAAAAAAUUUGAGAAAAUUGAGCCGCGAUAAUUACAUAAUGAGAAAGUGUUAAGGCGCUCCAUGGCUAAAGUGUUCAAAUUAAAUUUUGAUUUUUCUCUGCUUUUUGAGUUAUCGGAGAAGCUGGAAAGAGUUGCAAGUCAGAAUUAGACCAAGAACAAAGUUAGGAACGAACAAGAGCUUUUGCGCUCCAUGGCUAAAUUUUCAAUUUCACUUUCAGAGUUACGUAGCUCAAAAAUGAGGGAAACUACAAAAAUUGAGCCACAGAAGUCAGACUUUAGAAUCAAGCUUUUGCGCUCCAAGGCUAAAUUUUGAGAAGUUAUGGUCAUUUUUUUCCAAUGCGAUGUAUAAGCCGCGAAUAUUGAGCACUUGCGCUCCAAGGAUAAAUUUUAAGAAGUUAGGGUAUUUUUCAUCGAUCAAGUGUUUGAGCCGCAAAUAUUAGGCUUUAGAAUCAAAAGCUUUUGCACUCCAGGGCUAAAUUUUAAGAACUCGAGAUUCAUUCUUUUUUUACUGCGAAGUUUAAGCCGCAAAUAUUUAGCUGUUGCGCUCCAAGGCUGAAUUUCAAGAAAUCAUUAUUUUUUUUCUUGAUUGCAAAGUUUGAGCUCCAAUUAUUAGACUUUCCAACCAAGUUUUUACGCUCUCAAGCUUCAUUCUGAAAAAUUGCACAGGGAAGUUUGAGCCGCGAUAAAAUGAAUCAAACGCGCGUCAUGGAUAAAAUAUUUUUUUCAUAAACUUUCGGGGAUUUUUCCUUCUUCAAGCAAGGAUUUUUGAGGUGAUGGCCGUCUCGAAGUUGGUCAACCCAGUGGAGGACAACUUUGGCCGAAACACCUUGUCCCUUGAUGACGUCACGAGAAGCGUCAGCUCCGGAUGCGUUAUUCAGGUGAUUUCAAAACGGCCAGAAAAAAGGAGGCUAUGAAUAACAAUAUUUUUUCAGUUAUCCCAAGACGGCGUCGAUUGCAACAAGAACCUCUGUUACCAUUUGAUGUACCGAUCGUUCGACGGGACUUGUAAUAAUCUGGAGAAACCGAUGCAGGGCGCCGCGUUCCGACAGUUUAUCAGGUUGGUUUGGAAGUACACUUAGGGACGCCAGAGUGGUCCCUAGAGGGGCAACCUUAUGGGCUCUUGAAGAGUCUCUAAAGGGGGCUUGCAAGCCGACCCUAUACCUUUUUUUUAAUGCUCCGAAUCAUAUCAAAAGACCGAAAUAGGGACCAACUAACAAGGGAUCUAGAAAAUUGGCUAGACCACGUCUUGAUGUACCAAAAGGUCCUAGAACUCUGAACCUGCAUAACUUCCCAGUUUUCGAGAAGUAAGGACCCAAAGCCUUAAAAGGGCCUGAGGGGGAAUUCUAGUACAUCAAUGAGUAGUACAUCAAUGAGUGCUCUGGGCAAUUUUUAGGGAUUUACCUUCCUUGUAGGCUUUAGUAGCUUAGUGAUAAGAUCCUAGACCACUAUAGGGGCCGUCUAAAUUUAGCCCUAUAGGGAGCACUAUUUUGCCCCGUAUAUGGGGGGCUUCCUAACCUCUCUAGGGAUCACUCGCAUUUUUUUAAAAUUAAUUCUUUGAUAUUGAAAAAUUAUAUGAUUUGUCCAAAUUUUCAGACACUUCCCAUCGGAAUACGAUGACGGAAAGGGAGAGCCGAUUUGUGAGUUUUUUUUUCUGCUUAUCGAAGUUUAGAGUGUAUUUUUUGGUGAAUUUGUUCAUUUGUUCUUUUCCCUGUGUUUUUUUCAUUUUGGAUUUUCUCUUUCUUUAGCUUCUCUCAAAGAAACGAGGCCGCCAGCUCGUGAGGCCAACCGCGUGAUGCUCUCCUCCGCACAGUCCGUCGUUCAUGAUAAGGUGUGAUAAAUUAGGUUAACCUGAGCAAUUUUGAGAAAUAAAGGCGGCAGUUUAGAGCGAGAAGCCUGAGAAAAUGUCUUUAAAAAUUUAAAAAAAUUUCAAAGCUAUUUCUCAUAGUAAGAGGUCAUUGAAUGGUCUCGCAACGAAAGUUACUGUAUUUUUUUGGUUUUUAAAAGAUCAAAUCGGAGCUUAUACUGUAAUCAUUACGAUACCGUAACUCAAAAAAGAAAAAAAAAACCUUAAAACUCAUAACUUUAGAGGCUAUAAUAAUACAUGAGAAAAUCCGAGAACAGUUAUGGGUACAAUAAAACGAAGGGCUCGUCUUGCAUUUUUUUUUUCUAAAAGAUCGCAGCCUAAUUCAAAAAAGGUUUCCGCUAUUUAUCUUUUUAGUAUAUCAUGUGUUUAACUUCCCAAGUGCUCCUAAUUCUAUUGUCAUUCAUUUUUCUGAUGGAAAAUGAGAUUGAAGUUUUUUCAAUAUUUCCGUCGUAUCAAAGGCGCAUGCAUAGAGACUGGUCUUGAGCAUCAAAAUGAAGCUUCCCGGCAAAAUAUUCUGAAACAUCCGUCAUAUUAAAGGCGCAUACACAGCAACAGGUCUCGCGCAUCGAAAGGGAGGUUUCCCGGAAGGAUAUUCUAAGAUUUCAGUCAUUUUAAAGGCGCAUACAUAGAGACAGGCCGCAAACAUCAAAAUUAAGCUUCCCGGCAGAUUAGUCUGAAAUAUCCGUCAUAUUAAAGGCUCAUGUGAAAAGACAUUCCGUGCGCAUCGUAGGGAAAGGUUCUGUAGCUCUGGGAAAAAAAAAUUGUUAAUAACUCUAUCAAAAAUGCUUCAACUUUGUAUUUAUUCAAGUUAAACACGAAAAUCCUUGCAGUUCAACAACAUGAUGAUGCAGUGGGGACAGUUCAUGUCCCACGACAUGGCCAAAACGACCCUCCAGCCGUCGGCUCAGUGCAAGACUUGCGAUCCGAUCCCGUCCAAGUGCAUGGCCAUCCCAAUCAACGACAAGGAUCCCAAUGCUCAGUUCGUUUUUUUUUGGGAAGAAAAUUUGAAUUCUCUCUUCUCUAGAACAGGUAUCGAUAGGAAAUGCUCAUUUCUAACCGGUCAAUUUAACUUGGGAACAUCAGAGUGGUCUCUAGAGGGGUUAGGGAAAAAAAAAACAGCCCCUAGUGCUCCCUAGAGGGUUGGAGCUAACGUAGUCUCUAGAGGGAUUUAGGGUCUGCAGCUUAAGUAGUAUAGGGGUUUAGGGUUCGAAUUGUAAGCCCCAGAAGCUUUAGUGGUUCCUAUAGAGAUUUGUGAUCGGAUUUGUAAGCUCCUGGAGCUUUAGUCUGACUUAUAAGCCCCGGAAGCUUAAGUGGUCCCUAUAGGGGUUUAAGGUCUGACUUGUGAGCCUCAGAAGCUUAAGUGGUCUUUUUAGGGGUUUCAGGUCUGACUUAUAAGCCCCUGGAACUCAAGUGGUCCCUAUAGGGGUUUAUGUUCUGGCUUGUGAGCCCUUGAAUCUCAAUUGGUCCACAUAGGGAUUUAUGAUCGGAUUUGUAAGCCCCUGAAGCUUAAGUGGUUCCUAUAGUCGUUUAGGGUCUUAUUUGUAAGCUCCUGAAGCUUAAGUGGUUCCUAUAGGCGUUUAAGGUCUUAUUUGUAAGCCCCUGAAGCUUAAGUGGUCCUUAUAGGCGUUUAAGGUCUUAUUUGUAAGCCCCUGAAGCUUAAGUGGUCCUUAUAGGGGUUUAAGGUCUGAUUUAUAAGCCCCUGAAGCUUAAGUGGUUCCUAUAGGGAUUUAUGAUCGGAUUUGUAAGCCCCUGAAGCUUGGAUGGCCCUUAUAGGGGUCUAAGGUCUGACUUGUGAACCUCAGAAGCUUAAGAGGCCCCUAUAGGGUUUAGGGUCUUACUUGAAUGCCCCUGAAGCUUAAGUGGUCCCUAUAGGGGUUUAAAGUCUGAUUUAUAAGCCCCUGAAGCUUAAGUAGUCCCUAUAAGGAUUGAAGAUCUGAUUUAUAAGUCCCUGGAACUCAAGUGGUCCCUAUAGGGGUUUAUGUUCUGGCUUGUGAGCCCUUGAAUCUCAAUUGGUCCACAUAGGGAUUUAUGAUCGGAUUUGUAAGCUUCUGAAGCUUAAGUGGUUCCUAUAGUCGUUUAGGGUCUUAUUUGUAAGCUCCUGAAGCUUAAGUGGUUCCUAUAGGCGUUUAAGGUCUUAUUUGUAAGCCCCUGAAGCUUAAGUGGUUCCUAUAGGGGCUUAGGGUAUAGCUUAUGAGCCUCUGAAGCUUAAGAAGCCCCUAUAGGGGUUUAAGGUCUGACUUGUAAGCCCCUGAAGCUUAAAAUGCUAGUUCAUUAAAUUUUUUCGGGUGGAAAUGCUUCUUCUCAUAGAGUUCAUAACAAUAAAUAACUAGCAUGUCCCCUUUAGUGGCCACUUCUUGCAAGCUUCAAGGUCCCUAUAGGAGGAGGUGAAGUGGUCCCUAGAGGGGAACCUUCAAGUGCCCUUAUGUUUGCCUCUCCACUCCGGUGUUCCUAAGAAGGGAAGUACAAAAAGACAUAGCCUGAGAAUUAGAUGAGACCUAGCUCAGAUGAACUUCCAGGUCCCUUGAUUUUAGAAAAAGUGAAAAAUUCACCGAAUUUUGGUUUUUUAAGGAUAUAUUACUUUCUUGAAAAGCGUUGUUCAGAUUCAAGUCGAAACAAUGCCUGAAAGUGUCCCGGUCGGCCCCGAUCUGCCAAGUCGAGCCCCGGGAACAGCUCAACGAAAACACGGCCUACAUCGACGCCUCGAUGAUCUACGGAAGUUCGCCGAAAGAUCUGCACAAGUUCCGGGAAGGACGAACUGGACUCCUGAAACUGACCCGGUUCAAUGAUCAGGUACUGGGAUAUAUUAACUCAUUAAGGAAUUUUUUUUUGGUCCCCGGUUGAAAUUUUGAUGGGACUUCUCUGGAGUGUACUUCAAUACCUCCUGAUCCCAGAUAAAGUGAAAGUUUUUUUGAACCGCGGGUCCCUAGUCAGCCUCAAGAUAUUCUUGGUUCGUCUAGAAAAUCAACUAGAUUAGGAUCCCUGAAGAUCUCCAUUAAAGGCAUAUAUGAAGUAAUAAACGAGAAAGUACCACUUUCAAGAGCUUUAUAGGGCUAGGAACAACUUAAAAUUGUAAAAAACGUGGAAAAACUGAAAAUUGUCCAUAGAGCAACUUUACUGCAGAAUGCUGCGCUUCUGGCGGAGAUUUGAACUUUCUCUACUCUGAAUUAUUUGGGUGAACCUUGAAGAUGAUCAAUUUUGAGUUGCUUCCUGGAAGUUUUGUUAUUUUGCAAUCGACGUUAUUUUUGGGCAUCUUACGCUUUUGAAACCGCCUAGAUUCAUCUCGAGCAUUUAUUUACGCUAAAGCCCUCUCUGUGCCCAAAAACUGCCCUGGGUGAGCCCUUAAGAAGUCCCAUUUUGAGUUGCUUCCCAGAAGUUCUGAGGCAAAGGGCGUAAUUUUUGGGUCAUUUCGCACCUUUAAAACCUCCUAAAUUCAGCUCAGGCAUUUUUUCACGCUGAAGCCCUCUCUGUGCCCGAAAACUGCCCUGGGUAAACCUUGAAAACUCCCACAUUGAGUUGAGAUCGUUUCCUGAGAGUUUGGAGGCGUAGAGCGUCAUUUUUGGCUCAUUUCGUGCCUUUAAAACCGCUUAGGUUUAGCUCAACCAUUUAUUUACGUUAAAGCCCUCUCUGUGCCCGAAAACUGCCCUAGGUGAACCCUUAAAAAGUCGCAUAUUGAGUUCAGAAAUAUUUUGAGGCGAAAGGGGGGCUUUUUUGGACGAUUUUGCUCAUUCAAGUACUCCAGUAAUGAUUUUUUUCAAACUCUUGGACUAAAACUAUGAUUUUUCAGAUUUAAUAUUUAUAAAUAUUAUUAUUGAAUCUUGAAGAUCGUCCUGCCAUUCGACCAGGCCAAGUGUGUGAACAAGGAAAAGUGCACGGCUUCCUUCACGGCCGGCGACAUCCGAGCAAAUCUCUUCAUCGGCCUCUCUUCCCUUCAUAUUCUCUUCGCCAGGGAACAUAAUAGGUAAGAAAUACCUGAGAAAAAUGACCAGAAAGUCGAGAGAAAAAGCAGAGAAAUGAGCUGUCCAAGGUCAUUUUACUUUGUGGUUGGGGAUUUUCUGAAACUUGGCCAGAACACUUCUUGAUGUACCAGAUGAAGAUCCUGAAAGUCUCAACCUACACACUUUCCCAGUUUUCGAAAAGGAAACCUCAAAAUUUGGGAGCUUGGAGCCCUUAUUUCUCGAAAAUUGGGAAGUUGGGCAGGUUGGGAUUUUCAGAAUCCUCAUCUGGUACAUCAAGGAGUGUUCUGGCCGGUAACUAAAACUAACCAAAAAAAAAAUGACCUUCUGAUAAGGCAAGUGUAAGGCUUCUUACAAGCGGGUAAAUUUAUAAAAAUUUGUGGAAAUAAGGUAGAAAACUGAGCUCCGACCCUAGGAAGGUAGUUUUGACAUUAAAAAAAAAGCAGGUUUAAGCAUCAGGAGGUAGCUCUGACUUUAGUUUAGGAAAACUUAGGAGAAGGCGAUGUUCGAAAAAGGUCUGUCCAUUUAUGUCUCUAAGGAUUUGUUCGGGAACGAAUUUAAGAUUUUUCAUGAUUCCCAUCAACCUUUUUCCUCAAACUUUGAUAGCAAAGACUAAAGAAAGAUCUGAAGAAAAAUAGCCUAAGAAUCGAAAUCUUUGAAGCCCCAUACAGAAUUCGUAAGCUUACCAAAGCAAGCUCGAGAUAAUGAAUAAAGAUAAGGUCAAAAAACGAAACCAACUAGUGAACUGAUAAGAUUUUGAAGAUGUAAAAACAGAAGAAGCUGAAAAUUAAAAUUCCCGAAGCCUAAUAUAGAGCUUAUAACUUUUUUUUUUAUCAAUAUUAAAGAUUGAAAAUGUUGGAAAACUCUUAAUUCAAGUGGUUUGAAAAGUUUUUCUUUUCCAGAAUUGCCCAGAAGAUGAUGGACAUGAACUCGGCAUGGAGCGGUGACCGAGUUUUCCAAGAAACCCGAAAAAUCGUCGGCGCAGUCGUUCAGAACAUCCUCUACAAGGUAUGAAGUACCUCUGUGAAACUUUGAAAUUAGUCUGAAAUUUUUUGAAAUCCCAUGACUUUUCAGUUCUCUUAAACAGGUAAAGGUCCUGAAAACUUUAACCUUCGAUACUUCUUAACUUUUGUGAAGUAAGGCCUCUGACCUUUGUUAACGCAAACCGGAGGUUUCUGAGCAUUUCUAGGGACCACUUUAGCGGGGUCAGCAUCCUUGAGUGGUCCCUAGGAUUGAUCAGGAAGGUAUUCAGUUGUUACCGAGGUCCGAGAUUUUCUUGUUUUUUUUUUUUGGAACUUGAAGGGUUUUUAAAGAAUUUUCGUAGAUUGAGAUCAUUCGAUAUGAUAAAAUUCGCCAUUCUGCUCGGCUGAAAAAAUUGAAGAAAUUUUCUCUGAGAAGUUGAAGAAAUGAAAAAUAAAGGUAUUUUUCAGGAGUACCUCCCCAAAUUGCUCGGCGUCUCUUUGGAGAAGAUCGUUGGGUCUUACAAGGGAUACGAUAAAAAUGUGAGUUUCGAAAGAAGAGGAUAAAAAGAACAAGCCGGGUGAAUACCUCGAAUAUCCUAUCCUUUUCUAGACUUUAACCAUUUUAUUCAUAAGUUCCAAUCGUUACAACCUCUCUUCUGAAAAAUCUCAUACCUUUCUAGAAGGUUCCAAAUUGCUCCAGAGGGUUCUAUCAUUUUUGAAAGCCCCUGAACACCAUUUUUUGUUUCCAGAGUCCAUCAUAUUCCCAACCUCAUAUACUCUCUAGACACUACCUUUUUCCUGGAAUACUCCAAAAUUUUCCGGAUCUCUAAUCUUUGAUAUCAAGUAUAAUAAUCGUAUUCAUGAUCAUAGAUUUAUUCACCCCUUAAGAUAGUAGAAUAACCAGUAAUUAAUCCACCAUAUACUCUGGCCCAAAGUUGGACGAGAAUUUGAGCGAUCGGGAAGGAAUUGAUUAUUACAUAGCAAUCAUUGGGAGGUCAUCAACCUUGACCCGUGGAGAAAAAGAAAAAAACCAUAUAUUUUUGUUCGAAAAAGAUAGGAUUCUUCUUUGCCCCUUUGUACUAGAGUUCUCAAAACCGAACGUUCAAAAAAUGACCGUUUGAAAAAAAUGAACUUUUUCAUUUUUCGAUAGUUUAGGAUAUAUCAUUUUCAAACGUUCAACCAAAAAGUUCGAAAAUCGUUUUUCUUAUAAUAAUGAACGUUUGCUUUUCACAUAAAAAAACGGACGUUCGUUUUUUGAACGAACUUUUUUGAAAUGAAAAAUGAACGUUCAUUUUUUUGAACGAACUUUUUGAAAAUGGAAAAAUGAACGUUCAUUUUUUUAAACGAACUUUUUGGAAAUGAAAAAAAUGAACGUUCAUUUUUUUGAACGAACUUUUUGAAAAUGGAAAAAUGAACGUUCAUUUUUUUGAAACGAACUUUUUGAAAAUGAAAAAAAUGAACGUUCAUUUUUUUGAACGAACUUUUUGAAAAUGGAAAAAUGAACGUUCAUUUUUUGAACGAACUUUUUGAAAAUGAAAAAUGAACGUUCAUUUUUUGAACGAACUUUUUGGAAAUGAAAAAUGAACGUUCAUUUUUUGAACGAACUUUUUGAAAAUGAAAAAUGAACGUUCAUUUUUUGAACGAACUUUUUGAAAAUGAAAAAUGAACGUUCAUUUUUUGAACGAACUUUUUUACGAACGGAAAAUGAACGUUCAUUUUGGUUGAACGUUCAAAAGCAAACUUGAACCAAAAGUUUGGUUUCAACAUUUGUUCGAAAAUGUUUGGUCGAACGUUCGUUCGAACGUUUGGUUUUGAGAACUCUACUUUGUACCCCUUGAGACGGCCCAAGCCGAUUAGUCGAGGUCCUAACCUGAUGUCAGUGAUAACCAGGCUCUAUUGACAUAUCCUGGAGACUUUGAAGUCGUGGUUUCCCACUACCAACAUUUCUUAAACCCCUUGGUUGGGUCGAGGCGGGGGAUCGAUCUUGUGACCCUAUGGACCGUAGAAAGGCACACAACCCGUUGCGCUACAGCACGCCCCAAAUGUUAGAUUGACCAAUACAUUUUUUAGGAGCUUGGAGUGGGAGCUGAACUGAAAUUCGGAAGAGAGUUCGUUCCAAAUAAAAAUAGUGUUAAUGAAAAAUCAUUGCAAGAGUAACCCCUUGAUUAUGUCGUGACGGGGAUCGAACUUGUGACCCUUUGAACCGUAGGCAGGAACACAACCUGUUGCGCCACCCGCUCUUUGAAUCUUUCUGAAAAGAUGAAAUUCAGGUGGAUGCGACGAUUGCCAAUGAAUUCACGACCUCGGCCUUCCGUUUCGGUCAUGGAAUGAUUGAGGUAAGAAGAAAAAAUUAGAAAAAAGUUAUUUCGCAGAAAAAACGUACAACUCACAAAGAAGGUCAUUCAACUUUGCAGUUGGGAACUUAAUUAAAAUUACCAAGACAACUUCCUGAUAAACCAGAUAAAGAUUCUGAAAGCGUUUAAGUUAUGUAGGCUAUGUAGUCGUUAAGGCUCUCAGAAACUUAUCAAGAAGUUUUUUGGCAUUUAGCCAGUAAAAUUCAAAACGUAAAGUAAGAUUAACUUUCUUGUUAGAAGCUGAUUGCUCUGAAAUAGAUUUAUAGAAAAAAAAACAUGAUUAGUUUUCAAGUUUAGGAUCAUUUAAAAGAAGUGUAGAAACUCAAGAAUUCCAUCAAUUUUUUCAAGGAGUUCUACAAACGAGUCGACUUCUCCGGUGGCAACAUCACGGACGGCGGGUUCUCCUUCGGAGAUGGAGUCUUCAAAUCUGGAAAAAUCCUCUUUGAAGGUAGUUUUCAAGGAAUUUUGCAAUGAUAGUGGAGUUUAUGCGCUCUAUCGAUAAGUUAUGAACAAUAACAAUUCAAUUUAUGGAAGAUUUUUCGAAAUCCCUUGAUGAAAUUGAGGUCUAAUAAGCAUAAGGGGAUUGUAAAAAACGAAUGAGAAAAAAGAGCCUAGUUUGAGUUGAGGCUUAUGCGCUCCAUGGCUAAAUCACUAUCAAGACUGGUUUUUAGAUUUUUUCUUUGGAAAUGAUACUUCUCGUCACAGCUUCUAGGACCUUGGUAACGAAAAACCGACGCGCCCGGACGUUUUUGAGCAAUUCUAGGGAUCACUUAAGAGUGCUGACUCUACUAAAGUGGUCACUAGAAGUGUUCCGAAACAUCAGAAGGUCCGAAUCAAAAAUUAUUUUGAAGAUCGCUUGAGAAUGAAUAGCCUUAUCCGCUUAGUUUUGUGCGCUCCACGGCUAAUUUAAUGCGAAAAACAGAUUUUAGAAUUUCUCUUUGUUUUUAGUGAAUGAAGAACUUUCAUAGGCCCGGCUGAUUUUUUUCUCUUGAUUCCAUACUGAUAACGAUAAAAAAUUCGCAAAUUUCCAGAAAAGAAUAUGAAAAAGGUGCUUGACGAGCAAAUUAUCACUAUACUCCCGUGUAUUGUUGCCUAAAUUUCCUUCUGACCAGGUGGAAUCGACCCGAUUCUUCGUGGAUUCAUGGCCACAGCCGUUAAACGUCCACACCGGAUGACGCCGGCGAUCACCGAGAAAAUGUUCGGAAGGUAAUCAUCAACAUUCUAUUUCUUGAUUUUCAAAAAAAAAAGGGCCCUGAACUGUCUUACGUACCUGCUACGUGGAUAAGGCUUGCAAAUCAGAAAACCAGAUUAUGCAUCUCAAAAUGGAUCGAGGGUAUCUAAUAAUACUGUGCAAAACUUUAAUGGUCACAUAAGAAGUUCUUAAAGAGGACACUAAAGUGGCCACUGAAACCAGCCUUAUAGAAGCCACUAUUUUACGUCUUAGUGGUCAAUACUGUAGUUUUUAGUGGCCCGUUUAGACUUCUAAACAGGGCCAUUCUAGUGGUCACUUAUUCGACCACUAUAGAGGCCGCUUGAACGUCAAAUCCCUAAAGUGGUCACUAAUAAACUUCCGGUAUACAUUUCAAACCAAACCAGAGGGUAAAGGUAUACCUCAAGGGCAACGAAUUUCGCGUAGGUAUACCUGUGGUACCAUCGUGAUACCUUUGGAUACCUUUGCUCGCUCAUACUUCAUGCGCUUUUCCAUGUUAAAAUUGAAGAAAUCGAUAAUUACUCCAUUAAUGGAUACCUUUCCAGCACUGACCUCGGAUCCCUGAACAUCCAGAGAGGCCGCGACCACGGUAUCCCGCCCUACAACAAGAUGCGAACGUUCUGCGGCCUGAAACGGGCCGAGGACUUUGAAGACUUCGGCGACAUGAUCCUCGACAAGAACCUCAGGAUCGGACUCUCCAAGAACUACAACACGACAGGUUUUUUCGGGAAAAGUGGUCACUGAAGGGUUGAGAAUGAUUAUACUCUCCUCAUAAUGCCUAGAACUUCCUGGAUGUUCCGAAUCCUUUUCGGGAUUUUUUAAGGAAUCAUUAAAGAGCCGCUGAAACUUCUUAAGUGGUCACUGAAGGGUUGAGAACUUUUGAAAUGAUUGUAUUCUGAUCAGGAUGCCGCUUAGAGUUUUCUGCGAGUUUCAGAUUGCUUCAAAAUUUUCAAGGGAUCAUUGAAGGGCCGCUAAAAUUUCUGAAGUGGUCACUUAAAGUGUUACUACAACCAGUGGCUCCUGAAGAGUUGAGAGUUUCUUCUCAGGAUGCCAAGGACCUUCUGAAAGUUCUAAAAUUUUUUGAGGAAGGGACGCGAAACUUUUCAAGUGGUCACUGAAGGGCUUUAAAAAAAUAUAUAUUCUUCUCAUGAUGCUUAGGACCUUCGGAAUGUUCCAGAUUGCUCCUGAGUUCUCAAUGGGUGGUUGAAGCGCCACUACAACCACUGAAGUGACCCCUGAAGGGUUGAGAGCUUCAGCUCAGGAUGCCUAGAACCUUCUGGAAGUCCCAAACCUUUUUUAAGAAUUUUCAAGGGGCUAUUAGAGGGCCACUAAAACCACUGAAGUGACCCCUGAAGAGUUGAGAGUUUCUGCUCAUAAUGCCUAGGACCUUCUGGAAAUUCCAAAUUCUUUUACGGGUUUUCAAGGGGUCAUUAUAGAGCCAUUACAACUUCUGAAGUGAUCCCUGAAGGAUUAAGAGUUUCUGCGCAUGGUGCCUAGACCUUCUGGAAGUCAUAAGAUUUUUCUGGGAAUUUCAAGGGGACAUCAGAGGGCCACUACAACCUCUGAAGUGACCCCUGAAGUGUUGAGAGUACUACGACCUCUGAAGUGACCCCUGAAGGGUUGAGAGUUUCUGCUCAUGAUGCCUAGGACCUUCUGGAAGUUCCAAAUUUUUUGCUGAAUUUUCAAGGUGUCCUUAAAGGGACGCGAAUCUUUUCAAGUGUUCAAGUGGUCACUGAAGGGCUCUCAAAAUAAUUAGAUUUUGCUCUUGUCCACAAAUGUCUUCUAGAAGUUCUAGAAACUGUAGUUGAUCACCCGAAUUCCAGACGACGUCGACUUCUACGUCGGAGCCAUGCUGGAAGAUCCAGUUGUUGGCGGUUUGGUAGGAACGACGUUGAGCUGCGUCAUUGGCGAGCAGUUCAAGCGAUUGCGCGACGGCGAUCGGUGGGGCGCACUUGCCUUCUUCUUCAUCAUUUUUGGAAUUUUUCCAGAUUCUACUUUGAGAACCCCGGCAUUUUCACGCCGGAACAAGUCGAUCAGCUGAAGAAGGCUUCGUUGUCGAGGGUGAUCUGCGACAAUGGAGAUCAUUUCGAACUUAUUUCUCAGGUGAGAGAAAAAAAAGUUUCAAGAAAACCUUUAAGUUUGAAAAAAAAAAUUAAACUAUACAGUUUUAAUAAUUCCACAUGUAGGACAGAAUAUGAUAGGAAAAGUGUUCUGAAAAAAAAAAGAAAAUAUAAUUUGCUAUGUUUGAUACCUUUCAAGGUCGAUUGUGGGAACGCUUAGAGCGAUUUUUUUUUCCCCGCACCCGACCUAAAACGACUUGCGCUCGAGAGCCAAUUCACUCCUUUUUCCGUGUUUUGAAGAGUUCUUCACAUCGCACUGAAGUUACGGAAUGAAACAUCAAUUUCAGUGAAAACAUUUUUAAACUCCUCGAGAUUUUUAAAUGUUCUGGUCGCAUGUAGAAUGGCUCUAUGCCUUGUGGUUGCCCUGCGGUUUGAUUAACAGAAGUAAAUGGACUUUAUAACUGCGCCCGACCUUGAGCGGCUUUCCCCCAUUCUUACGCCUUUACUCAUUUUUUUUUUUGAUCAGCAAACCUUUGAGCCAUUCCCAGUGCGACCACCACGGCUUCUUAAAUUGUCAUGAAUCAACAAAAUUAUAUAAAUUUUUCAGGACGCAUUCUUGCAAACGGGAUCCCAAAUGUCGUCUUGCAAACAACUGCCGGAAGUCGACCUGACCGCGUGGAAAGCGUAG
This is a messenger RNA of Caenorhabditis auriculariae, 33645 nucleotides long. The record is from the annotation of a GenBank genome assembly. Lineage: Eukaryota; Metazoa; Nematoda; Chromadorea; Rhabditida; Rhabditidae.